AUUUUUAACCGCCACUUUUCUGAAAGUGCCAUCUAACGGUUCUUGUACGAACAAGAAUCGAACAAGUUUUUCCACCAUUCGAUUUUCUCUGACUUCGUGGUUCUGUGAAAAGUGCUCGCAGCAGGCUAUUUGACAAAAUGACCGAUAAGCUACCACAAUUGAUGUCAGGACGAGCCCGUGGCCGAGGGCGUGGGGCAGUUACGGAGACUCCUGGUCCAAGCCAGGCGGCGGAUGACAAUGGCAAUGGGCGCCGCGACCCCACACGUGGGGCUGGGAGUGGAGUUGUUGCUCAGCGUGGUCCAUGGACUGAUCCAGCCUUCACUGUUAGGCCAAGUGGACCAGCAGCCCCACUCGUGCGUCCCGGUGUACCUGUUAUUCCACUCACUGCGGGACGUGCGUCUAUCCACGGUGUGCCCAGGCCGGCGGCAGGCGCUGAAGGGGGACGUACUAGUGAUCUGUCACGUGGUGCCCGUCGUGGUAAUCGCGCCAUAACGGAUAUCGUUGUAACACGCCCGGUAUCGAUGAAUUCAAAGAGGGGCGAGACGGGAGAGGUGAUUGCCAUCGUUGCCAACUACUUCCGCGUGCUGAAGAAGCCAAAUUGGAAUAUCUACAAAUAUCGCGUGGAUUUCACACCGGAUAUUGAGCUCUUGGGUCACAGGAAGGGUAUCAUGCGUCGCCAGAUGGAACGUCUGGGUGCCUUCCAAUUCGACGGAACAAUGAUCUUUUCACCAUUCAAAUUCCAACAUGAUCCAAUGGUUCUCAUGGAUAUAAACGAUCGAGAUGAGAGUGUGCAGAUCACCAUUCGUCUUGUUGGGGAUCUCUUGCCAACUGAUGGCACCUACACGCAUCUCCUCAAUCUCAUUAUGCGCAACACCAUUGAGAGUCUCAAUCUGCAGCGGGCGUAUGGUCCAAAGGGGACAAAGUAUUUCGAUGCUCAGCAAAAGAUUGAUAUUCGUGAGCACAAGCUUCAGGUCUGGCCGGGAUUUUCCACGUCGAUCCGUCAGCACGAGGCGGAUAUUCUGAUUUGCGCUGAAGUCACACACAAAGUGAUCCGCAUGGAGAGUUGCUACAAUGCCAUGCAGGAACUCGCCAAGGAUGUUGAUGGCAUCAAGAAGCUCUUGAUUGGACAAAUGGUGGUGACGGAGUACAACAAUCUAACAUACCGCAUUGAUGAUGUGGACUUCAGCCUGACUCCGUUGUCGGAGUUUGAGAAGAAAGGCGGUGAGAAGAUUACCUUCAUGCAGUACUUCCGUGAUCGCUACAACAUUACCAUUCGGGACCAACGUCAACCACUCCUUGUGUCGCGUGCAAAGGCCCGAGACAUCAAAGCUGGACGUCCGGAGGUGUUGAAUUUGAUCCCUGAACUGUGCCGCCUUACGGGAUUGACGGAUCACAUGCGCAAUGACUUCAGGCUAAUGCGGGACAUGGCGCAGCAUACGCGCAUUGGACCGGAUAUGCGUAUUAAGCGUUUCCUCGAUCUCAAUCGCAGAAUCCAGAAUGAGGAGAAAGCCAAGACGGUGAUGAAGAAUUGGGACAUGGCCUUGGAUAAGCAACUUGUUGAGUUCCCCGGACGUGUACUGCCACGUGAGGAGAUCAAGUUUGGCAAUGAUCGCAGCGAAUUGCCAAACAAUGAUGCCGAUUGGACGUUCACACUGAAGAAGAAUCGUAUGUUCGAGGCGGAUCGUGUCUCCAAUUGGCACAUCAUUUGCCCCGAUAGGGAUCAUUCGCUCACAAUGAAGUUCUCCUCUUUGCUAACAAGUACAGCCGGGAAGAUGGGCUUUCAGCUGGCUCAGCCGAAUUUUCUGCGUAUUCCCGAUGAUCGUGCAACGUCCUAUGUGAAUGCCAUUGAGAAGGCGUGCAAUGAUUCAACGCAGAUCAUCCUGUGCGUUGUACCAAAUCAACGUGGUGAUCGCUAUUCGGCCAUCAAGAAGAAGUCCUACGUGGACAGGGCUGUACCGACACAAGUUAUGUGGACGAAAGUGAUGUCCAAUGACAAGAUUAUCGGUGGUGUGGUGGGAAAGGUGGCCAUUCAGAUGAAUUGCAAGCUGGGAAAUGCCCCGUGGACAGUGAAGGUGCCACUGAAGAAUGUCAUGACGUGUGGCUUCGACGUGACCUACGAUGCCAAUGAUAAAUCCAAGACAUUCGGAGCAUUUGUAGCCACGAUGGACAUCAAGGAGUGCAAUACGUACUACAGUGCAAUCUCGCACCACAAGUACGGUGAGGAAAUGAGCAACUUCCUCAUUGUGAAUGUCUUCAAGGCACUCAAGCAGUACGAGCAGAUCCACAAGCAACCACCAGCGCGUAUUUUCUUCUAUCGCGAUGGCGUUGGGGAGGGUGAUGUGAAUCACGUGCUCAACAUUGAGGUUGCGAGGUUGAGGGAGAAGCUUAAGAGCUCCUACGAGGAGGCUACGCCCAAACUAACAUUCAUUGUGGUUACAAAGAGAAUCAAUACGCGUCUCUUCCGGAAGAUGGGGAAUUCAGUGCAGAAUCCCCCACCGGGUACAGUUGUUGAUGAUGUCAUCACACUUCCGGAACGUUUUGACUUCUUCCUCGUGUCUCAGGCCACGCGCCAGGGGACAAUUUCCCCAACAAGCUACAACGUGAUCUUCGAUGAGUCGGGCCUGUCUCCGGAUAAAAUUCAAAUUUGGACGUACAAGAUGACGCAUCUCUACUACAAUUGGAGUGGGAAUGUGAAGGUCCCAGCCGUGUGCCAGUAUGCACAGAAGCUGGCACUUUUGGUUGGUCAGCACAUUCAUCAGGAGCCGAAUACACUCCUGGAGAGGCAGCUCUACUUCCUCUAAGCUGCCAAAUUGAUUUUCUUUUACUUUUCAAUCAUUUCCACGCGUCGUAAAAAGUACGACAAUCUUUUUUUUUAUUUUUUAUCAUUUUUUCUGGACUUUUUUCUUGACUAUCUUCUGAAUUUUUAAGUCUAAAGUUGACUAAUUAAAAAAAAAAAAGUAUUGACUUGAUCCUCCUUGACUUUGAAAUGAAAUUAUAAUGAAUUUUUACACCUCUGACUACUCUGCCCGAUGAAAUUGAAUUAAUAUUCGAUGUUCAAUUGAAUUGAAUUUGACAAAAGUUGUUUUUUUGUUAUAAAGUUGAAUUUGAAUAAUAAAGUUUUCUUUAAAAGCAAGAAAA
Molecule: messenger RNA, 3138 nt
Organism: Lutzomyia longipalpis
Lineage: Eukaryota; Metazoa; Arthropoda; Insecta; Diptera; Psychodidae
Product: protein aubergine-like
Exons: 4
Coding region: 138-2801 (887 amino acids)
Biological process (GO): regulatory ncRNA-mediated gene silencing
Cellular component (GO): P granule
Molecular function (GO): piRNA binding; protein binding
Source: RefSeq, a predicted model, not a curated record